Messenger RNA from Drosophila miranda, 1030 nucleotides. RefSeq names its product pre-mRNA-splicing factor cwc24-like. The record is from RefSeq and is a predicted model, not a curated record. Gene Ontology annotation, biological process: positive regulation of transcription by RNA polymerase II. Gene Ontology annotation, molecular function: transcription factor binding. Bases 207 to 932 code for a protein of 241 amino acids. The transcript is spliced from 2 exons. NCBI's taxonomy places the organism in Eukaryota, Metazoa, Arthropoda, Insecta, Diptera, Drosophilidae.
GGAAAAGCAGCCAGUGUGAGAGAGAGAUCAGCAGGCGUCGGUAUUUUGUGUUGGCCGGACUCCGUUCUAGUAUUUUUCAGUGUUGUAAUAAUUGUUUUGCUACCGACUGUUCCUGGUAAAAUUGCUUAAAGCCGAUAAUUUUUCUGAAUUUUGUGAAUAUUUCAAUUGUUGUGCCAUAAGUCCGAUUUCGUUGCACAUUACGAGCCAUGUCAGACACUCCACUCUCUAUUUCGUUGACCUUUGUUGUAAGACGCGCCGAUUCACGUGUAAAUAUUCGUACAACUGUGAGAAGCGAUGAUUCGCAGUUUGGCUCAAGCUCCGGAACCAGCACACGAUCUUCGCAAUCUAUCCCAAAUAUUUCAAUCUCUAUCAACUUAUCCGAUGGAGCCAACUCGGGCUCAAGGGCUACUCCAGCUACUCUAGCUACUCCAGCUACUCCCCCCAUGGUGGCUGCUGGAGGCAAUCACAAUCGCUUUUCGGAAAUGAGGUCUGCGAACCAUGAUACACUAGUCCGGAUACCACGGGGGGUGCCCCGUAAUAAUCGCUCCGAUUCAAUAUCGAAUAGUGCACCAGAGGCGGCGAUUGGCUUGCGCUCUCCGAUCAGAGGAAGCCUCCUAACAGACAGGAUUUGGGACCCAUCUACCAGCCACGCCAGCACCAGUAGCGCUACCACAGGUCCUACUGCUUCGGAUGCCGAAGUCAGCGGCCCGUCGAGUCCGAACCGCAAGCGCACCGACCCAAACGAGUCCUUGGAAGAAACCUACAAAUGCCCCAUUUGUUUGGAGAGCGUAACGGGCCGAAAGCCAGUGGUGACCAUAUGUGAACACAUUUUCUGCAGCCGAUGCAUUGACACUGCCUUAAAGCACAAUCGCAAGUGUCCCAUGUGCCGGGGGUGCUUGAUCCGGGGUCAGCUGAAACCUAUUAUUAUGUAGGCCUGUCCUUCAAGUCAUCUCAAGAGCCUCCAUGAAUUUAUGAUUUAGUAUGUUUAAUUUUCUUGUUUCUGUUUCAUAAUAAAUUAGAGGGUUUGCAA